AUGAGCAAGGUUGUACUUAUUACUGGAGCCAACCGAGGCAUCGGGAAAGGGUUUGUGACAUAUUACCUCUCCUGUCCAAACACUACGGUUAUCGCAGCCGUGCGAGACGCUCCUUCUGAGCAAGCGAAACAGCUUCAUACCUUGAGCAGGGGCGGUGGAUCGCAUCUAAUCAUUGUGUCACUUGACGCCAACAGCGCCGCAAGUGCUGCCCAUGCCGCAUCCGAAAUCCAGAUAAACCACCCUAUCAAUCAUAUUGACAUUGUAAUUGCCAAUGCGGGAAUCUGUAACUCGUGGGGACCUGUACUGGAAGUGGACGAGUCGGAUAUGUAUACUCACUUUGAAGUGAAUGCCAUGGGCCCUCUAAGGCUGUUUCAAACCAUGGCACCCUUGCUGCAGAAAGCGAGGAGACCAAAAUUUGUCUAUAUAUCUACUCAGCUGGCAAGUAUCGGAGGGAUUGGACAGAAUUCAUCAAUGACUGUUGCGUAUGGAAUUUCAAAAGCGGCGGGGAAUUACCUGGUCAGAAAGAUCCACGCGGAGAAUGAGCAUUUGAUUGCGUUGUCAUUUGAUCCAGGGCUGGUCCAGACAGACAUGGGUGCUCGUGCUGUACAGUUUCUUGGGCUCGAUGUGGCGCCAGUAACCAUUGACGAGACCGUGUGUGGUAUCGCAAAGCAGAUUGAUGCAGCGGAGAAGCCAACUACCUCUGGCGGAUUCUUUAAUUAUCAGGGAGAGCGCGUGGACUGGUAG
Molecule: messenger RNA, 744 nt
Organism: Aspergillus puulaauensis
Lineage: Eukaryota; Fungi; Ascomycota; Eurotiomycetes; Eurotiales; Aspergillaceae
Product: SDR family oxidoreductase
Exons: 4
Coding region: 1-744 (247 amino acids)
Source: RefSeq, a predicted model, not a curated record